Messenger RNA from Nymphaea colorata (pocket water lily), 7510 nucleotides. Its product is annotated as cyclin-T1-4-like. Gene Ontology annotation, cellular component: cyclin/CDK positive transcription elongation factor complex; nucleus. The record is from RefSeq and is a predicted model, not a curated record. The transcript has 6 exons. The coding region runs from base 527 to 1801 and encodes 424 amino acids. Lineage: Eukaryota; Viridiplantae; Streptophyta; Magnoliopsida; Nymphaeales; Nymphaeaceae. Gene Ontology annotation, biological process: regulation of transcription by RNA polymerase II; positive regulation of DNA-templated transcription, elongation. Gene Ontology annotation, molecular function: cyclin-dependent protein serine/threonine kinase activator activity.
CCGUCAAACUUCUUCCUCUUUCUUCUUCUUUCUCGUCUAGAAAAUCCGAAGGUGGGGGUGAAACCGGGGAGGCGGAAAGAAAUCUCUUUGUCUCCGUGGAAAAUCGGAAGGUGGGGAGGAAAGAAUCUCGGGCUCUUUCCUGCGUUUGGCGUUGCGGAACACGAAGGAUCGUGUUUUGACUUUCUUUCUUCGUCCUCCUAUUCUUCUUUCCUUCGUGGUUCUUUAAUCUACGGGAGAUUUCUCAUCUCCUGCCUGAAUUUUUUGAAGACCAAUACUCGUUGAUUCAGCAGGCCCAGAAAAGUCGAUCCCCAGUUUCCCUCUGGAAAUUCUUGGCAUGGGGAAGAACCCCGUGUGGAAAAUCAUAUGCCCUGAUUUUAGAUGUUUUGCGAUUGAGAGGGGAUUCGUCCGUCUUUCCGUUGUUUGUGGGGGAUCGCUGACGUCGUCAGACUGAUACUACUCUCUCUCUCUCUCUCUCUCUCUCUCUCUCUUUCUCUGCGAUUUGGGGGAAGCAGAUUCCGAAUAGUGCAUGAGAUUCUCAAUAUUUGAGAGUAUUUGUUCGUUGCUUGAGUUGGGUUCUGAAAAUUUUGGUGAAUUUGGAGUUUUUCUAAGUUGGGACGUCUUGAUUUUGUGCAUCAGAGGUAUGGCUUGUUUGCAAGAUCAUCGUCGUACGACUUUGCAAGGUGGGUAUUACGAUACCCGGAUAUCUUUCCAAGGAGGCUAUCACGAUCCUCGUCCUUCUUUGCAAGAGAGGUAUCAGAGCGUGCAAUCAUCGUCGUUUAAUGGAGGUGUAACGGCGACUAGAAAUUAUAGCAGUGUACAUGAUCUAACGAGGAAGUUUCGGGAUUUUGGUAAUGAAAAUGGACAAGUUGGUGUGCCUCCAGCAUUUAAGAGGCACAAGAACUGCGCGAAUGAGAAUUCAUCUGCUGAGAAUCAUCAGUUCAAUUCCCGUACUGGAGAUUUCCCGAGAGGUCAACGUCUUCGGACUGACGCCGUUGGCAGUUCGGCUGCUGUAAUGGCUACGAAUGAUGGCCAUCGAUGUGUUCCGCCGUCAACGAGCUAUAGAUUCAUCGAUCUCGGGGGAGCAGAAGAUAGCAAUGCCAGAUUUUGUAGCUUUGGUUAUGACACUAUAAGCUCUUCAGAUACUGUUUUGACGGUUGAGAAUUGUUGCGAACCUUCAGAAGGUUUCAUGUCCAGGGAAGAGCUUGAACGGUGUUCUCCUUCAAGGAAAGAUGGCAUCGAUUCAAAUAGGGAAACAUAUUUGAGAUAUUCAUAUUGUUCUUUCCUUCAAAAUCUUGGACUGCGGCUGGAAUUGCCUCAAACCACAAUUGGAACUGCAAUCAUCCUUUGCCAUCGGUUCUUUGUUCAUCGUUCUCAUGCCUGCCAUGACCGAUUUUUAAUUGCUACAGCUUCUCUUUUCUUAGCGGCAAAGUCUGAGGAGACUCCUUGCCCUUUGAACACUGUGCUGAAGGCAGCAUUUGAAAUUUGCCAUAAACAGGGUCUUUCUCUCCCUCCUUAUUUACUUUCUCUUGACUGGUUCGAAGAGUAUAGGGAACGUGUUAUUGGCGCUGAGCACAUAAUAUUGACAACUCUGGAUUUUGAACUUGGUGUUCAACAUCCAUAUGGUCCUCUCACUUCUGUCCUUAAUAAAUUAGGACUUACAAAAUCUGUCCUACUGAAUCUGGCUUUGGACUUGGUCAAUGAAGGAUUGCUUGGUGGUCGAAGACAACCCAUUUUCAAUGUGCUACAUUGUCCUUCCGCUGUUCAAUGUUGGCUAGAUAAUCUAUGUUGCACCUGUUACUGAGUGAAGCUAUUGAAGGCAUAGUUAUGGCUAACUAUUGUUACUUGUCAACUUGCUGGAUGAUAGAGAAAAGAAGAUGAUUGCUAUUAUUGAAUAGAUCUUAAGAUUCAUUGCACCUAAACUUCGUCUAGUUUCUUUCAAACAACAUGUUGUUUUGUAACUUUAAGAUUAACUUGUAGAAGUUUUUCCAAAUUGUGAGAAAAAAGAAGGAUAUUUUUCAAGUCUUGGAAGGUGGAGCAAGUAUCUAGAUGUGAAAUGGUACUUGAUUGGCACCAGUAUGCUCCGGUCUUAGUCUCAUUUAGCAAUUGGCUUGGUCAAUCCAAGAUGUUUGAGACUUGAGUUGUUAGUUGGUCAAGCGGGUAGAUUAGUGGUCAGCUAAAAGGGAAAAGUGCCAAGAAAAAUGAUAGUUAAUCCUUUCCAAAAAAAAGGGUACCAUAAGGGAGAUUAGUUAAUAACAUAAUCACUGACUUUGCCCGAAGGUCUUAAAGGCUUCUACUUAUUGUUGAUAUACAAUUUGGAGGUUGACUGCUUUUCUUUAUCCCAUCUGGGCAAAUUUCUUAUGUGGCCAGCAGCCUUGAGUUGGUUCCUGGUUUGUCAUGCUUUUAUCAACAAGGUAUCUCUUGAGGUGAUAGAUGUAUUAUUUUCAUUGGACACAAUUGUGUUCCAUGGUCUGCAUUUUCCCUGGUAAAUAUAUCAGUAUGACCUUUUCUUAACCCUUCUAAUGACAUAAUCAUGCUAAUCGUUGUGUCAUAUGGCAUAGCAGUUGGUUAACUUGCCAGAAGUUGGUGAAAAUUUUGCCUUUUGUUUUUAAUGGAAUGUCAAGGAAGAUUCAAAGUGAUCCUAAUUUUUAGGAAAGCAUAACUGUUCUGUGAAGUAACUUAGCCUAUCUGGCUCUCCGUAGUCUAUAAUAGGGUGUUGUCAUUUCUGUGAAUGGCUCAUUCACAAGUAGUAAAUAUCAACUUCUCCCUGGUUACUGUGAAAAUCCACAAGACUGUAACAAGUUUAUAAAGGUAAACUGCUCCAUGUUGCAGGGAAGUUCUUGUCAAUGAAUUGUCUUUCAAUUCUAGAAAAUUGGUCUUUGUCAAUGCUGUUAUUCCCCUGUUCUGUUUUCUGUUCGAUUGCCGCUUCCAUGAUGGGCUCGGUUGGUUUAUAUACGUCCAAUUUGGUGUUCAGCAUGGUGUGAUUACUGGCAGAGCUUAUUGCAUGUGAUGUUUACUGGUGGAGGGCAUAUCUGAUAGAAGGGUUUCUAUCAUAAGAACAUAUGUAACAUGAAUGAAAUUGAAAUGUAGAUGUAGCUUAUGUCACAUGGACAUGGUUAGCACCUGCAUUGACAUGACAUGAUGUGGCUGUGGGUGUGGUUGCCACUUGGGUGUGGCAAAGUCCACAAGCAGGAGCAGGAGGAGGAGGAAGAGGAAGAGGAAGAGGAAGAGGAAGAAGAGUAAAGCAAGUACAGAGUCAAGAGGAAGGAAGAGGAAAAAAUAUCUGGUAGGGGCUGGUGAAGGGGAGUUAGCGGCAGCAAGGGAUUGACCAUGGGUGGAGGGAGAGGAGACAGUGCAUAUUGUUAGGGUUUGAUAUUUUUUGGUGUUUUGACUUUUAAACCUUUUUUCAUUACAAUUUCCAAAGAGGGGCUUACUUUACAAUUUACAAAAUGUUCCUUUCAACUUUUUAUACACAAUUGAGAUACACACUUUUCUCACCUGCACCUAAGCUUUUUAGAAAUGUUGUACCUGCAUCCACACCCACGUGAUAUAGGAUUGAGCCAAUUUCAUGAUAAGACAUCAAUCUUUCAAUUUCAAUAAAAUCGGACUCUUGUGGACGUCUUAAAUUUGUGUUUGUAGAAGGACAUGUCCAACGACCAAAAAGUAGAUUUUCCAGUUUGUGUUUGGUUUGUUCUACUUGGAGUCAAAGUUUAUAUCCUGGUUUGUUCAAUGAAUUUGCUUCCUUAGCAAGCUUUAAAUUUAACUUUGGUAAUUUAUGUCUUAAAAUAAGGAAGACUCUGCACGUUGGAAUAGUCAAUAAAAAUUUGCUUUUCCUGUGGAUUUGUUCAUUUAAAGUUUAAAAAUAAUCUUGUUGAUUUUAAGUCUAUCAACAAAAGGAGACACCAUCGGUUGAAAGGAAUAUCAUUCUGUGUUAAACUGUGCAUAUCUUUGCAAGCAUUGUUUUGUAUAUAUGCUCUAAUGCACUAGCAUUGUUUCUGAUUUAUCCAUUGAGAUUCUCUUAUUUGUUGCAACUUGCAACCAUGUGCUUUCAUAAUAUACCUCUCCUGAAACUUUUCAGUUUCCAAAUUCUUCCCUGCUAUCCCUUGUUUAUCUUGUUUUUUCAAUAAAAUUUGGCCGGCCGAUAUCCUUUUUUUGUAUGCUAUCUUAUUUGAAGUAUUUGACAAAAUUGGAAAAUCCUUUGUAUGUUGAUUAUGUGAAAACUUAUUGAUGUUCUGCCUGUUUUAGGUAGUUUAGGGAAAAAGAUUUUUAGGUUCAAAAUAGGAAUGAUGGUUUAUGUUAGAGUGAUAUGCUUAACUAUCCUAGUUAUUUGUUAAAUGGAAAAGAAUGAUGGUCAUGGUUGCUGGCUUCUUCAGUUUAGAGGGUUCUUAGUAUUUGCUCCAGAUAAGUGAAGCAUAAUCAUUUAACAGUAACAUCACCUCAGAGUUAUUCCUUGUCAGUUGAUAGGAGCGAUACUCUGAAUCAGGAUCAUGGGGAAGUACUUUUUGAUCAUUUUUACCAACUUCAAGCCCUUAUUUAUUUGAACUGCUGCAUUCUCGAGGUGGUCACAUUGAGAAUUGUGCCACUGCAUAGCCCUGUCCUAUGAAAGUAGCUUUUUAACUUUAAAUUAUGUUUUUUAUCGUGUUAUAUGCACCAUUGCCCUGUUUAUUUACUGUCCUAAGGCAUCUUCUCUACAAUUAGAAUGAGAACUCAAUUUAAGUGUAAUUCUUGGAAUGUGUUUAGACUUUUUUCUCAAGCUUCUUUGGAAAAAAAUCCUGUUCAAAGAUUAAAUCUAUAAUAUAGCUAAAUUUUUGUGAUUUCAUUCCAAAAUUUUGUCAACAGAAAGGUGAAAUACCAUAAUGUAAAUGAUAUAAUAUUUGACAUUUUGGACUGUUUCAUAUUUGUAAGGUUUUCACUUUUAGCAGUGUUCUUUUUGUAAGAGAAUAAAAUCUGGAGGUACUUCUGAAUAUGGUGCAAGGAAUCAUUGCCUGUCCUUUUUAUCCAUUGUUUUAUGAUCCUGUGCUUUAUUACGUGAACUUGAUCACUAGUGAUAAUAGUUAUUUGGUCUUAUUCCAGCUCCUCUUUCUCUUGCUGUCUCUCUCUGUAACAUAAAUAGGCAUGCUCGCCUGUUGCAUGAGUGCAGAGUGUGGAUGUGGGUGCAGGUCUGUUAUUUUACAAAAGGAUCUUGGGUGUGGGUGGUGUAUGUAUAUAUGUAAUUUAUGGUUAUGCGUUUGUUUCACCUUUCUCUCUAUAUAUAUGUGUACAAAUUACAAAUAUGAAACAAAAUUAACAAAUAUAUAACCAUAAAUUAUUGGUAACUGCAUCCACAUGGCACCUGGCAUGCACUCUACUCAGGAGUGGCAGCCUAUUUGCAGCACUGAUGUGAUAACAUGUGAUUGCACAUAAAAUAACAACUCCAUAGAACAUGGGAUUAGUGAUCCAUAGAUCAUUCUCUUUCUCUAAAUGGCGGCUUUUAUUUUGUUUUCCUUUACGUGGGCUCAGAAUUUCUCCUGUUUUUUACUAUUUGGUAUGAUCUAUUCUACCAAGGGCUAUGGUUAUUCCUCAUCUGUGUAAUAAGAUGUCAAAUCACUGACCUGGUCAGAUAAAGAUUGAUACUAGAGUCACUAGUCCCCAUUUUCUUUCCGGGUAUAUUUCUGUUGAAGCAUUUUCUUUGGGGAAAGCUUGGAAGCCUUAAAUUUGAAAAUAAAAUAAGGGCAAAAUAAUACAUUUUCUGGAAUUUUUCUUGGAAAAUAUGAAGAAACAAUGAAAAAGGGGAUUCUUUGCUUGUGCCACCUCAAAUUUGUCUUCUAAUGUACCAAGAUAUAGGAUCCAAAAACCAUAAAAAUCUGGUCUCUUGAUUAGAGUUUAUGAGUUGGACAUCCAAGAUCGGUAAUUUCAAAACCCUCGUAAAAUCGUUCCUACACAUUUGAUUUUCAUUUUUCUUUGAGUUAUAUAAAUUUGGAUAUUUUGUAUCCAUUAUAUGAUUAGAUUUGUGCAAAGCACCACGAACUGUACUGGGGAGCCAGGUGGUACAGUCGGCAAGAUAAAAGUGGGAAGGAUUAGUUGUCCAUGAGAAAGGUACUAAAAAAUGUUAGAAGAAACAAUUUCAAAAAUUCUUGCAUAAAUAGCACAAUAUUUUGCAUAUUUUAUGAUAUUUUUCAAUAUCAUGUUAUCUCUCCAAUGUUAUUGGCUCCAGCUAGUUGCUGAUGUCAUCAAGAUGUUUUCAAAAUAUUGCAGCAUCAAUGAGUAUGUCACUUGCCACCUUAAGAGGCAUUGGUUUUUCAAGUGGUUUAUUGUUUAUCCUUUUGGCACUGUCACUAACAUCUUAAAAUUGUCAUUUUGAAGCCAGUCACAAAUUUAGGGCUCGCCAAGUUUCAAAGGUAUUGAUGUCACGAUAACAACCUCAUGAGCAGCUUCAGUAUCCUUAUUCAGAUGCAUUUUCCGGGGCAUCUAUUUGCGGCACGCAGUUUCAAAAGAAUAGUGUUGUGCUAUAGGUUCACAAAUAUCAGCCUUAUAAGUGGCUUCAACUACCAUUAGUUGAUGUGUUUGAGGCUACUAGUUGUUGCACUUGUGUAUUGAUAGAUCCAUCCUGGUACUUAUGGUGGUGAACUGAAAGACUGUCAAGUUGAAGGUGGUCCAGGAGUUACAGUAUUUUGGGUGCAUCUCUUGGCAUAAUUUGCUAGGUGAGGUCAAGAGUUCAAUGCUUUUGAGUGCAUCUCUUGGCAUAAUGCUGAAAUAUCUAUGGCAGACCCCAGAAUUUCUAUUAAGAGAAAAAAAUGUACAUUCUUGAAAUUUAUAUAUAUGUAUAUAUAUUCAUAUAUAUGUAUAUAUAUAUAUAUAUAUAUAUAUAUGUAUGCAUGUAACUUAUGUUGGAGGUUCCAUGCGGAGAGGGUGAAUCCACUCUUGCUAAAUUCAAAGGCCAUCUUCUUGCCAUAAAUAUCUCCCAAGAUCCUUCGCUGAAACACUACAUUACAAAUGUUGGGUCUAAGAUCCAUUACAGGCCCCAAGGGCAUAUGAUGCCCUUAAACUGAUGUGAGAACUCAAGGAGCUCCAUGCUUCAACAUUGUAGUGCUUGCAACUUUUCUUCUGAGGCAUCAAUGGAAGAUGUGUUACCUGGAUGGCUGCAUCGGAUAGUUGGUAAGAAAGCUAGAUAGCGAGUACUUGUAGAUUUAUUUAUUGUUUUCUCAUUAGACAGAAUUUGCUUUGACUUUGAUAUGCAUCGUGAAGGAGAAGAAAUUUUUGUGAUUGCAGCAUUGUGCAGCUGCCCUGCAUGCUUUGUACUUGUUCUGUGUUACCUUUACUGCCUCUGUAAUCUGUGGUGUUCUGAUGUGCAAGCAGUUCAUUUUCGGCUAAUGGGUAUUAACUUGAUGGUGAUUAGGCUUCGAAGUUCCUUAUGGCUUCAGUUUAAACCACAUCAUAUUGCUGCUGGAGCCGUGUUUCUUGCGUCCAAAAUUCUUAAUAUAGACCUGUUUUCGAGUCAGAGUUUGUGGCAGGAGUUCCAGACCUCGCCGGCAAU